GCCUGUUAUGCCCUCAAAUCCAAGCAACCAAAAUAUCCCGCCCUCAAAUGGCUUCCGGUUGUCAUUUCUUCACGAUUCCCAUCCCCCCUCUUCCUCCAAAUCGCCGCUGUCUUCGUGCUUCUCAGAGUCCUUCGCUGCCUGCGUCCGCUUUCUCCUUGGCCGCUCCUUCUCUUCCAAAAACCCUAUCUGAGAUCCAAAAGAGAUGCGUUAUAGCGUGCCUUCGAGCCAAAGAUGGAAUGUUGGCAAUGGAAGCUGCUCGUGCUGCUCUUAAAGGAGGAAUAGCAUUGCUUGAAGUUAUGAUGUCCACUCCAGAUGCAUCAAUGGUGAUACAAGGGCUUCUGCAGGAAAAUCCCUUCUUAAUAAUAGGGGCCGGGGCUGUCUUAAAUGUUGAUGAUGCAAGAGAAGCAAUUAAUGCUGGUGCCAAGUUUCUUAUGAGUCCUUGCACUGUCCUGGAAAUCUUACAUGAAGUUGAUGGCACUGGAAUUCUCUAUAUACCAGGAGUAAUGACGCCUACCGAAGUGUUAUGUGCAUAUGAAACUGGUGCAAAGCUUGUAAAGGUAUAUCCAGCAACAAUUUUAGGUGGUAGCAAAUAUAUAUCUGCAUUAAAGAGACCGUUUCCUAAUAUUCCGAUGGUUGCUUCCCAGGGCAUCUCGAUUGUUGGCCUCUGCAGCCUCAAGAUCCAUGGAGUCUUCAUCCUCCACCAGCCCACAUCUCAAUCACUCAACAGAAUCAAGGAAACCCACAUACCUCCCCCUCUCAAAUUCUUGAUGCAACAUAUAAAAGACUCAAUAAAGCAAUAUAUAGAUGCCGGGACGUCCGCAGUGGUAUUGUCAGAUGCUAUAUUUGAUAAAAAUGCAAUGAAGCAAAAGGAUUUCGAUACUAUAUGCAGACUUGCAGCUUUGGCCGUCUCAAAAGUUCCCCAAGCUGAAAUUUAGUGUAUCAACCCUCAAAAAUUGAAUCAGGUGAUCUUCCAAAAGAAAGGGAUGGGCCAGACAUUGGGGACUGGAACGUGGCAUAGUGUACUCUGGUACUUAGAUCGAGAGGGGAUGAACUAAGCUCUGAUAUCCAUGGUGGAAAGUGCUGGAGUAGAAGAAUCUGAGAGAAACGUCAAAGAUGCGUUACUGCUACAUCACAAACAUAUGUGACAUUUUAGUCUUAGUUUACUUAGUCGGUUGUAUCCAUCUAUAUAUGAAAAGAUAAAUAAGGAGAAACUUGUGUGAUGCUUGUGAGUUUGGCAAGCUCACUAGGAGCUCUAGUGUGUUUGAUUUAAUAUAUUUUGAUGUAUGGGGAUCUUAUCCUACUAGUUUUAUGAAUAGUUAUCGGUAUUUUAUUACGUUUAUUGAUUGUUUUUCUUGUAUUAUCUUCAUAUACUUGAUGAAACAGAAGAGGGAGAUGGUUGCUUCCUUUAAAAAUUUCACAAGGAAAUCUAGACCCAAUAUGGUGCAGUUGUGAGGCAUUGAGAUUUGAUAAUGAGACAUAAUAUAUCAACAAAAUAUUUAGGAACUAUCUGUCAAUUCAAGGAAUACAACACCAAAUCACAUGCCCAUGCACACCAGUACAGAAUGUACUAGCAGAGAGGAGGAAUCGACAUCUUCUAGAGGUAGCCCGGAUCAUGAUGAUGACAUUGAACGUCCCACAAUACUUAUGGGGGAAAACAAUGAAAACAAUAUUGACAGCUGCUCAAUUGAUUAAUAGGAUGCUCUCAAGAGUGCUCGAGUGGAAGUUUUUUUAUCAGAUGUUGAAUGGAGACAAUAGUGGGAUCCUUUCAUUGAAGGUAUUUGGAUGUGUGCUUUGUGAAAGACAUGUCAUUUGUAGGGAAGUUAGAUCGCAGAGUUGUGAAAUGUGUGUGCGUGGGUUAUUUUGUUACUCAGAAGGGUUGUCUGCUGGAAUCCGAUUAAGAAGAGAU
Phalaenopsis equestris is the source of this 1906-nucleotide messenger RNA. RefSeq names its product putative KHG/KDPG aldolase. Gene Ontology annotation, molecular function: lyase activity. The record is from RefSeq and is a predicted model, not a curated record. Bases 48 to 935 code for a protein of 295 amino acids. NCBI's taxonomy places the organism in Eukaryota, Viridiplantae, Streptophyta, Magnoliopsida, Asparagales, Orchidaceae. The transcript has 11 exons.